Wasmannia auropunctata (little fire ant) is the source of this 1098-nucleotide messenger RNA. Its product is annotated as caspase-3-like. The transcript has 2 exons. Gene Ontology annotation, biological process: proteolysis. The record is from RefSeq and is a predicted model, not a curated record. Gene Ontology annotation, molecular function: cysteine-type endopeptidase activity. NCBI's taxonomy places the organism in Eukaryota, Metazoa, Arthropoda, Insecta, Hymenoptera, Formicidae. The coding region runs from base 20 to 496 and encodes 158 amino acids.
UUUUUUAUAAUUUUGAAAGAUGCAAAAACUGUUAAAAUUUUCUUUAAUAUACUGUAGUUUAUACUUACUAGAUAUGUUUCAGUAUAUAAAAAAUUUAUUUUUCUCUUGUAUGUGUAAAUUUAAGAUAUAUUUAGAACAGAUUUUACUUCUAGGAACUAUAAGUAAUUCUUUGACUGUAGAUGGUUCAUAUGAUUCUUUUACACCUGUGGAAGAUAUACGUCAAUUUACAAACUUUUUUAUGUUUAUGUCGACAAUACAAGGUUUUUUAUCAAUACGUCAUAAAGAACAAGGUUCGUGGUUCAUACAAGAACUUUGUAAAAUCUUUAAAACUUAUGGGAAUCAGUUAACUUUUCAUGAGUGCGUCAGAAAAAUAAUGGAAUCUCUACGAGAAAAACAAGGAACAGUAGACGGGAAUCAGAUUGCACAGUUAGCAGAAAUACGAUUGGAUCGUUUGAAAUCAGACUUUCAAUUAAAGCAAGUUGCCUCUAUAGUUUAACUAGAGAUGUAUGUUAUAAAUAUAAAUAAUUUUACUUUAUAAGUUCAUAUUAAAUGAACAAUUCAUAUAUUGAUUUUAAACAGAAAUUUAUUUUUAAAAAUUAAAAUGUUAUACCAAAUCUGAAGGUAUGAGUUUUUAAAUAAAAAUAUUUUAAUAAAAUUUGUAAAAUUUGAUGUGCAAUUAUUUAUCUUCAAAUAUGUUAUAGAGAUAAGUUAUAAAGAAAGAGUGAAUAUUGAAUACAUAUUAAUUUAAAUUUGCUAGAAGAUUAAUAGAUUAAUAGAAGAGAUUGCUAGAAGAUUAAUAGAUAUUAAUAGAAAAAUAGAGAAAAUCAUCUUACUAGUGACUUUGAUUUAUUUUGAAAUAUAUUCAAGAUAAAGUUCCAAGUCAUUUGGAUCUUAACCCUUUCAAGCACGUUGGCAUUGUGGAAUGCCAUCUUUUCCAUAACUAUUUUUUCAAUAAUUGGGGUAGUUUUCACUCAAUUUUCGAAUCUUUUUUUGUGAUUUGGUAUCAGUUAUACAUUCAAGAAUAAGAAUUGAUGUGUAAUAAUUCGAAAUCAUGGAUGAUUUUGUUUAUACAAAUAAACAAACGUUGAAAAAUGGCAA